AUGCGAGCGACAUCUAUGGCGGCACAAAAGCAUCGAGAAGAACGAGGUCCGUACCAGCACCUGGAUACGGACAGAAGGGAGAUUCGUGUUCUUGACCUCCUUCCUUCAUCAAAGCCAGACGCUCCCUUGAAGGGCAAUUUGCGUACCGUCUCAUUGGAUGAUGAACUAGAAUACGAAGCCUUGUCCUACACGUGGGGCUCUGCAUCCGAGGAGCAGGCUACCAUCAUCGAUGGUGACCAUAGUGUCCCAGUCACCAACAACCUAUCUCGCGCAUUGCGGCGAUUUCGCAGGCGUCUAGUCAAGCGCACCAUCUGGAUCGGCGCGAUAUGCAUCAACCAGUCCGAUAUUCCGGAACGGGGCAAGCAAGUUGCUAUCAUGGGCGAUAUUUACGUUUCGGCAACAUGCGUGGAAGUCUGGCUGGGCGAUGCGCCCGAUGUACCAUCAACGCGCAUUGGCACGGCACUCAUGCACCUUGGCGAAUUUGGGCUUCCACAUAGGGGCGCUCUGCUUAGAUGGCUUGAGACCAUGGAAACGGCGAUUCGUGACACCUCCCCAAGAUGGAUGGACCGCGCUUGGGUUAUUCAGGAGUUCAUGCUGAAUCCUGAAGUCUACCUGUGUUUCGAGUCCCAGCGUUUCAGAUACAGUGGCCCCAGGAUGGCGCACAUGAAACGGCUGAUCGAGCCAAAGCUAAAAGGGGUGGGCGCAGUGAGGAGGUCGUCAUUGCCUCUAUUUGAUGAACUCUCAACCCGUUUAUCCGAGUUAAAUCUGCUUAAGCGAUAUUCUGGCUUGAUCCUGGCCGAUAUCUUCCUCUAUCUUCCUGUAUCUUCCUCACGCAGAAGCGCACGACCCUAG
Anthostomella pinea is the source of this 852-nucleotide messenger RNA. Lineage: Eukaryota; Fungi; Ascomycota; Sordariomycetes; Xylariales; Xylariaceae. The record is from the annotation of a GenBank genome assembly.